UACAAUACGGAGUAGCCCGUAUGGUUAUUUAUUCGCCCUCGUUUAUCGUCUAUAGGGUAACCAACAGUCAAGAGUGAAUUAAACUAAGGGUUAGCCUCUUGCAGAAAAUCGGAAUUUACAUUUACGCCUUUUAGGCUUUAGCACUUUGGUGAAAUGAAGCUAAAAUUUGGUACCUUCCUUAUUUACUCUUUGGGAAUCAUCCUUAUUGGCAUCGCUUUAAUUAAAUCAUAUUCAUACUUCAACAAGACCCCCGGAAUGAUAAAGGCAUUGCCUGGAUUAGAAAACAACAACGGAAAACGGCUAACCAACCAAUCGUGUCCUGAUAUACAUGUGAUAUGUACUAUGCCUUUACUCACCAAGCAAGCCCUCAAUACAACAAGGUACAACUUCUCCACGGUUGAGAAAAUACAAGAACGAAUGUCAGAGUUUAUGGCAGGAUUACAGAGGACUCUCAACCAUAAGUGUGUCUAUCGUGUUCAUUUGCUAUACAAUCAAUCUGCAUUAGUUGAUUAUGUUAAAGCGAACCUCAAAAAAAGUGUUAAAAAAUUAGUGUUCAAUUACGUUCCAGAUCCACGACUGCAUACCGCAUACUUCGAUUUUGCCUUUGAUAAUCUACAAGACAAAAUUGUCAUGUAUACACCCAUCGAUGUCUAUCCAGGAGACGGGUUUGAGUUAAUUAAUAAGGAUGUUAUGGUGGAAAAUAAGUUAAUGUACGUCUUAACCAGACAUGGCAAGCAGGAGAAAAAAUGUGACAUGCAAAAAGAGGCGUCAUCUAAUAGCUGUGAUGAUGGUCGAUAUAUGGGAUCUCACGAUUCCUACAUUUUUGUACCAAUUGGGAAAUUUCCAGCUGAUGUUAAAAAAGAACUGACUGUUACGUCCAUAGAUUAUGGUGUAGAAAAUAUGUCAAUUUGGGCCUUCAGGAAUUUAGGACAUUAUAAAGUGACAAACCCUUGUAAAGUUCUUAAAGUGUAUCAUUUACAUUGUACGGGACUACGUGAUGGAAGGCGAAAACGUAUUAAUACUGGAAACAACACUGGAAUGGCUCGUCCUACAGAUCAGUUGAAUUAAAACACUGGUUUAGCUACUCCCACAGACCGACUAGAUUAAAAUGUGUAUGACAUAGCAUGGGAGAUAACUAUGAUCGAAUAAAGUGCUUUUGGAAAACUUGAGAUACAAAAACUGGACGUAGAGACCUUUAAACAUACAAUCUUCCGCCCUAAUUUUAACCUAACCAUCCUCUUAUCUCUUUUAUCCUCACGCCUCAAAAUCAUGAAUAUUCACCAAAACCUGACAGAAAAUGUAUAUUCAAACCUUU
Molecule: messenger RNA, 1315 nt
Organism: Patella vulgata (common limpet)
Lineage: Eukaryota; Metazoa; Mollusca; Gastropoda; Patellidae
Exons: 2
Coding region: 154-1068 (304 amino acids)
Source: RefSeq, a predicted model, not a curated record